This is a messenger RNA of Nothobranchius furzeri (turquoise killifish), 5195 nucleotides long. RefSeq names its product glutamate receptor, ionotropic, N-methyl D-aspartate 1a (gene grin1a). Gene Ontology annotation, cellular component: neuron projection; NMDA selective glutamate receptor complex; plasma membrane. Gene Ontology annotation, biological process: chemical synaptic transmission; ionotropic glutamate receptor signaling pathway; regulation of membrane potential. Gene Ontology annotation, molecular function: NMDA glutamate receptor activity. The record is from RefSeq and is a predicted model, not a curated record. NCBI's taxonomy places the organism in Eukaryota, Metazoa, Chordata, Actinopteri, Cyprinodontiformes, Nothobranchiidae.
AUAGAGACUCUCCCUCACAUCCUCGCUCUCGUGAGGAUUCUGGAGUAUUUUGUAAUAAAACAUCUUUAUUUCCUGUCAUCGGUUUCUUCUUCAGCAGCAGCAUCGCUGCACGCCAACGCGCCAAAAGAAAAAAAAACCUUGUGCUAGAGCGGGAGCGCGCAGGAGCAGCGCGCGCACACGCACAGCUGUCAGCACCAAGGACAGCAGCCGCUCAGCCCGGAGCGACCAGCCCGCCACGCGUAGGCGAGACCAGGCCGGACACAAGGCAGGAGCAGCGGCUGCACGGAGAGACAGCACCGCGGGAAGCCGCUCGGAACCGGGAGCAAUCAUUUUUAUUUUUCUAUACGAACCCAAAGGCUUUCUGCGGGGUCGGGUGCCCGCGGGACACCAAGUCCCUAAAACGAUCAUGCACAUUCCUCUGCAUUGCACAUAACCAACCCUUUCUCCCCCCUCCGGUUUUUUGUCUUCCUUUUCUGGCGUCCCCCCCUCGCUCACGCCGCCCACCUGGAUCGUGUCUGCGCUCAUCUGUCCGAGCCGAGCCGACCCGCCACCGGGGAGAACAGCGACCGGGCUGCGCUGUGCUGUUUGGUGGUUCACGCCAUGCGUCUCCUUCUGCUGGCGGUGCUCCUCUCGUGCUCCUGCGCGCGGGCCGGCUGCGAGCCGAAGAUCGUGAACAUCGGGGCCGUCCUGAGCCAGAAGAGGUACGAGCAGGUCUUCAAGGAUGCCGUGAACCAGGCCAAUCAGGUCUACGGUCGGGACAAGUUCAAGCUCACCGCGAUCUCCGUAACGCACAAGCCCAACGCCAUCCAGAUGGCCCUGUCCGUCUGCGAGGACCUCAUCUCCAGUCAGGUCUACGCCAUCCUGGUGAGUCACCCUCCUCAGUCCAGUGACCACCUCACUCCGACGCCCGUCUCCUACACCGCCGGCUUCUACCGCAUCCCGGUGGUUGGGCUCACCACCCGCAUGUCCAUCUACUCUGACAAGAGCAUCCAUCUGUCCUUCCUAAGGACGGUCCCUCCUUACUCCCACCAAGCCCAUGUCUGGUUUGACCUGAUGCGCGAGUUUAACUGGAACCACAUCAUCCUGAUCGUGAGCGAUGACCACGAGGGGCGGGCUGCUCAAAAGAGGCUCGAGACCCUAUUGGAGGAGAGAGAGACAAAGAAUAAAAAAAGGAACUAUGAAAACCUCGACCAACUGUCCUAUGACAACAAGCGAGGACCUAAGGCAGAGAAAGUCCUACAGUUCAGUCAGGAGACAAACUUGACGGCCCUGCUGCUGGAGGCCAAAGAGCUGGAGGCCCGAGUUAUCAUCCUGUCUGCAAGCGAGGACGACGCUGCUGCUGUGUACAAAGCUGCCCGCUUCCUCAACAUGACGGGCUCGGGAUACGUAUGGCUGGUGGGCGAGCGGGAGAUGUCGGGUAAAGCCUUGACUGAGGCUCCAGACGGACUGAUCGCCCUCCAGCUCAUCAAUGGGAAGAAUGAGUCGGCCCACAUCAAUGAUGCUGUGGCCGUGGUGGCUCAGUCCAUCCAAGAGCUUUUUGAGAAGGAAAACAUCACAGAACCUCCGAGAGGAUGCGUGGGCAACACCAACAUCUGGAAAACGGGCCCUCUCUUCAAACGGGUGCUGAUGUCAUCGAAAUAUCCAGAAGGCCUCACGGGGCGCGUUGAGUUCAAUGACGACGGAGACAGGAAGUACGCCCACUACAGCAUCCUCAACUAUCACAAGUCUCGCCUUGUUCAAGUCGGCAUUUACAACGGAACUCAGGUGGUAAUGAACAAUCAGCGGAAGAUCGUCUGGCCUGGAGGAGACACUGAAAAACCACAGGGCUUCCAGAUGUCCACACGACUAAAGAUUGUGACUAUUCACCAGGAGCCGUUUGUGUAUGUGAAACCCACGAUGGCAGACGGGACGUGCAAGGAGGAAAUUACAUUAAACGGAGUCUUAAUUAAAAAGGUUAUCUGCACUGGACCCAACGAGACUAUCCCAGGACGCCCGACAGUGCCCCAGUGUUGCUACGGUUUCUGCAUUGAUCUCCUCAUCAAGUUGGCCAUGACCAUGAACUUCACCUAUGAGGUGCACCUGGUUGCUGACGGGAAGUUUGGAACGCAGGAGCGAGUGAACAACAGUAACAAGAAAGAGUGGAAUGGAAUGAUGGGAGAGCUCCUGGGAGGCCUGGCUGACAUGAUCGUUGCUCCGCUGACUAUAAACAACGAACGGGCCCAGUACAUAGAGUUCUCCAAACCUUUUAAAUAUCAAGGGCUUACUAUUCUUGUCAAAAAAGAAAUCCCUCGAAGUACUCUGGAUUCAUUUAUGCAGCCGUUCCAAAGCACACUGUGGCUGCUGGUGGGUCUUUCGGUGCAUGUGGUGGCGGUGAUGCUUUACCUUCUAGACCGGUUCAGUCCAUUUGGAAGAUUUAAAGUAAAUAGUGAAGAAGAGGAAGAAGACGCCCUCACCUUGUCAUCUGCCAUGUGGUUCUCCUGGGGAGUGCUGCUGAACUCUGGAAUAGGAGAAGGUGCACCACGCAGCUUCUCAGCGAGGAUCCUGGGCAUGGUGUGGGCUGGUUUUGCUAUGAUCAUUGUGGCUUCCUAUACUGCCAACCUGGCUGCCUUCCUGGUGCUGGACCGGCCUGAGGAGCGCAUCACCGGCAUCAAUGACCCAAGGCUCAGGAACCCAUCUGACAAAUUCAUCUAUGCCACGGUGAAGCAGAGCUCCGUGGACAUAUACUUCCGGCGACAGGUGGAGCUUAGCACUAUGUACCGUCACAUGGAGAAGCACAACUAUGAGAGUGCCGCCGAGGCCAUCCAGGCCGUGCGUGACAACAAGCUGCAUGCUUUCAUCUGGGACUCUGCGGUGCUGGAGUUUGAAGCCUCGCAGAAGUGCGACCUGGUGACCACGGGAGAGCUGUUUUUCCGUUCGGGCUUUGGCAUAGGCAUGCGCAAGGACAGCCCCUGGAAACAGAAUGUGUCCCUGGCCAUUCUCAGUUCUCAUGAGAAUGGCUUCAUGGAAGACCUAGAUAAAACCUGGGUGAGAUACCAGGAGUGUGACUCGCGGAGCAAUGCCCCAGCCACACUCACCUUUGAAAACAUGGCAGGUGUCUUCAUGCUGGUGGCUGGAGGCAUUGCGGCAGGCAUCUUCCUCAUCUUCAUCGAGAUCGCGUAUAAGCGCCAUAAAGACGCCCGCAGGAAGCAGAUGCAGCUGGCCUUUGCGGCCGUCAAUGUUUGGAGGAAGAACCUGCAGCCCUCUUCCUCUCUAGAGACUCAGGAUGAUAGGAAAAGUGGUAGAGCAGAGCCCGACCCCAAAAAGAAAGCCUCUUUUAGGUCCAUCAGUACCACCCUGGCCUCCAGCAUCAAGAGACGUAGGUCCUCCAAAGACACGCAGUUCCCACCUACUGACGCCACGGGCCAACUCAACUUGUCGGACCCGUCUGUCAGCACCGUGGUGUAAAAACGAGGGCGGCGUGGACAUUCGCUCCUCGAGGAGAGAGGAAACAAGAUGAUGUGAAAAGAAAGAGAGCAAAGGAACGGGGGGAUUACUCCACGGUCGCUUUGUCGGCAAAGCCGAAGCUGUGGAGGUGUGUGGAAACAGUCCGCUGAAGAAAAGGCUGACGACACUGAACUUUGCACCUUUUUAAAAAAGAUCUGAUCUUAGAUGUUUGUCGGAUCGCCGAGCAUGCACAGAAAACUCAUCGGACUCCAACUUUUCCUUCUCUAUACUCUUAGCUUAACUUACUUAAUCUCGUUUUGUUGAUUUACUCACAUGAACUUAAUGUUUGAUGUUUUCUAACUUGCUUAGCAGAUGCAUAGCGUUUAGAGAACCGGAUUUAGUUUGGUUUCAUUGCAGGAAAGAAAAGUUGCAAAUAUUGUAUUUGACAUAUCACUUCCAAUUAGGGCCUAAUAACCGCUGAAAUGUUUCGUUUUCCUAACAUUUUAGUGCAAUACGAGAAGUACUGUAAGCGUCAGUGGAGAUGAAUUAUUCUUAAUAGGAACUAUACGUGUUUUCUUGACACUUUAAAUGCUUUAGACAAAUUUCUUUAUUAAGAAGCACUAAUCAUAGCAUUAAAACGGAGCAUCUGGCUUGUCUCGUAUACAAACGGAAAUGGAAAAUAAGCAUGUGUGUGUGCUCGUGUGUGAAAAGCAGCUCUUAUGUAUUUGAAUGAUUACUUUUUAGGAUGUAUACGUUAAAAUUCUAUCUUCCCCCCUAAUUUUGCACUAACCUACCAAAGGUAGCAGAUUGUUUUACAUGUUUCAAAGAUAACCAGAUGGCAUGAUUAUCAGCAGUUUGUUGAAUUAGACUGAAGCUUCUUUAAGAGUAUGACUCGAGGCCAUUGGCGACGGCCACUCUGCCCCUCUCUCCUGCAGCAGCAGUCUUUCUCAUUUCCAGUGUUGAAAGGGUUGCAUCAAAGGGCCAGGUUUUUCACCCAACCAGCACUCGGUCUUUCAUGCAAAACCUCCUGGCUGCGCAGCACCGGGGAACUUUUACACGAAGGAACUCGAGUGAAUUGAAAACUACGAUUGGCCGCCUUUGUGCAGGUCUUGGUUAGAUGCAAAAACAGGCCGUUUCCCGUUUUGUGGAGAUGAGAAACCACUGCUGUUUCCAAGCUCAUGUCCUCUCUGGAGUCUGCCACUGCAUCGCACUUUAUGCCAAGGCACCUCCCCAAAGAACAUUGAUUGAAAAAAAAAUCGUUAAGAAAGCAGACUGAAUUACCAAACAUUGCUUAGACAUUUUAACUUUGCCAAUUAUUCCACAAAUCUUUUUCUACAUUACUUUUAUUAGAGAUAAAGGCUGUUUUAUUACAGCCUAACACAUACCCAUGCAUGCCUCUGUCUUAAGACCAGUGCUUUAGUUUGGUUUUGGAUGUGUGCUGUUGACAUGUACAGUUUACCUGAACCACUUAAAAUGAAUGAAAUGUAAAUAAAACCUGGUUCCCUGUAGACAAGGAGGUUUUACUGCACUUGUGCUGCAACUGCAGCUAAGAAUGUUUCAAGCUAGUUAUCAGCUCACAGGAGACGACACACACACACACACACACACACACACACACACACACACACACACACACACACACACACACACACACACACACACACACACAGUUACAGAAAGAUUAGCUUGUUUUUAUUACAUUUUCCAGUAAAGAUCUUGCAUUGAAUCGUCUUAUUUAUACAACUGUAAAUAAAAUAUAUGAUGUUACCAAA